AUGCGUAUUUUCGUCACCGGAGCAGCUGGCUUUAUUGGUCGUGCCGUCACUCAAGAACUCAUCCAACAUGGCCAUACAGUCAUCGGAUUGGCACGUAACGAGAAAAAUGCGGAGAUACUCCGCGGUCUCGGCGCGGAAGUCCAUCAGGGAGAUCUAGAAGAUAUUGAGAGUCUUCGAAGCGGCGCAAAGGCUGCUGAUGCCGUCAUCCAUCUGGGGUUUAUCCACGACUUUACGAAAUUCGCUCACAGUCUUGCCGUCGACCGAGCAAGCAUUCAGACCAUGAGCGAGGAACUUGUCGGCAAGCCCUUGAUCAUCGUCGGUGGCACAAUGGGUCUCCCGUCAGGUGUGCUGUCGACUGAGGACACCGAGCCUGAAAUUGACGACUAUCUUGGUGCACGAAAUCAUUCUUCGGCUCUACUUUUCAAAUUGUCAAAGGAGACUGGCGUUCUUGGUGCUGUCGUUCGACUCGCUCCAACUGUGCACGGCAAAGAAGACCAGGGAUUCAUGACCAUGAUGGGAGGUCUUUCAAAGCAAGCUGGAGGCAGCUACUAUGUCGACGAUGGUUCCAACCAGUGGCCCGCUAUUCACCGACUAGAUGCAGCGGUUCUAUUGCGUCUUGCAGUUGAGAAAGCUGCCCCCGGCGGUGUCACCUACAUUGCUGCUGCUGAGAACGUGCCAUCAAAGGACUUCAUGACCGCGAUUGGCAAGAAAUUAAACAUCCCGGCUGAAGGCAAGUCACAGGCAGAAGUGGAUCAAGCCCUGGGCUUUUUUGGCCAUCUUCUCGGCCGCGACAACCCUGUUUCAAAUGAGAAGACACGAAAGGAACUUGGAUGGGCUCCAACUCAAAUUGGAUUAGUUGCUGACCUCGAACAAAACUACUUCUUAUAA
Molecule: messenger RNA, 888 nt
Organism: Talaromyces marneffei
Lineage: Eukaryota; Fungi; Ascomycota; Eurotiomycetes; Eurotiales; Trichocomaceae
Exons: 1
Coding region: 1-888 (295 amino acids)
Source: RefSeq, a predicted model, not a curated record